Molecule: messenger RNA, 1386 nt
Organism: Rotaria sordida
Lineage: Eukaryota; Metazoa; Rotifera; Eurotatoria; Philodinida; Philodinidae
Source: the annotation of a GenBank genome assembly
AUGAGUGACGAUCAAAAAGAUCUUAUAUUUCGUGAUCGAAUUGAUGCUGGUUGUCAAUUAGCUGCUCAUCCAUAUUUACAAAAAAUUAAAUCUUUACCAUCAAAUGAAAGAAAUUCAUAUUUAGUUAUAAGUUUACCACGUGGUGGUACUGUUGUUGGUGAUGAAUUAGCUAAACAAUUAAAUAUAACACAUGAUUUAGUUUUUCCAAGAAAAAUUCCAUGUCCUGGACAACCAGAAUUUGCUAUUGGCGCUGUAUCAGAAUUAGGUGAUGUCAUUUGGAAUGAUUAUGCUAGACAAGAAAAUUUAAUUGAUAAACCACAAGUUCAACAAAGUAAAGAUAAACAAAUUGAAGAAUCAAGACGACGAAAACAAAUUUAUCGUGGUCAACGUAAACCAUUGAAAAGUUUAAGUGGAAGAACUGUUAUAUUAAUUGAUGAUGGAUUAGCAACAGGUGCAACAAUGAAAUCAGCUAUUAAUACUUGUAAACAUAUAAAUGUUAAAUCAAUAAUUGUUGCUGUUCCAUGUGGUUCAGCUGAUCGUGUUAAAGAUAUUAGUAAAUCAGUUGAUAAGGUUAUAUGUUUAACAACACCAUAUGGUUAUCAUGCUGUUGGACAAUGUUAUGAUUCAUUUGAUCAAACAACUGAUGAAGAAGUAAUUGAAAUAAUGGCUAAAUAUCAAGAUUUAAAUAGUGAAAAUAUUUCAAACAGUGGUAAAAAAUCGAUUAAAAUCGAAUUAGAUUCUCAACAUGUUUUACAUGGUGAUUUAACAUUAGUAUCAAAUUCUAUUGGUUUAGUUUUAUUUGCACAUGGUAGUGGUAGUUCACGUUUAUCACCUCGUAAUCAAUAUGUAGCUGAACAAUUAAAUGCAGCAAAAAUCUCAACAUUUUUACUUGAUUUAUUAACUAAAAAUGAAGAAAUUGAAGAUGAUAGAACACGAAAAUUAAGAUUUAAUAUUCCAUUUUUAGCUGAUCGAUUAUCACAAGUUACAGAUUGGUUAUAUCAAAAUAAUAAAAAUAUUCAAAAUUUAUCAAUAGGAUAUUUUGGUGCAAGUACAGGUGGUGCAGCUGCUAUUAUAGCUGGUGGUAUUAAACAACAAAAACGAACAAAAGCAAUUGUAUCAAGAGGUGGACGACCAGAUUUAGUUCCUAAGGAACAAUUAAAUCAAUUAACUGUUCCAACAUUAUUAAUUGUUGGUGGUGCCGAUACGGAUGUAAUCAAAAUGAAUGAAGAAGCUUAUUCACAAAUGACACAAUUGAAAGAUAAUGAAAAGCAAAAAGCUUUAAAAUUGGUACCAAAUGCAACACAUCUAUUUGAGGAAAAAGGAGCUCUUGAACAAGUAUCACAAUUAGCUGUACAAUGGUUUACAGAUAAUUUUCAAAAACACUAA